GAAUUCAUGCGCCAACGAUGCGAUUCAUGAUGCGCCAGUCCAGAUGAUCAGUCUUUUCCCAGCUCGGUCCUUGUUAUCCCGUCUCUUUUCCAGGAUGUUUCUAGGAUGUUUCGGGAAGAAGCACGUCCCAUUGUCACGUUGCGGUUAUAGCGCCGGCUUCUAGAAGCGAGGCCCAGCCUACGGGAGUUUUCCCGCGUCUAGGACAAUAUAACUUGGGGUACUUAAUUUGUUUCAUGCGACUUCAUUUCUCCACGCCACGUGGGAGGCGGAAAAAUCUCAAUGCUAGCCGCGUUUUCCAUUCAUCCAUAGGGGAAGCGAAGAUGAGCUUAAUUGAUAUAGAGUCGAGUGCGGCCCUGUUGUUGGACAUAUUACACUUCAACCUUCACUUCUCCCCUUAUUUGAUCGACUAAGAGCCAGGACGUUCAAGUCAUCAAGAUGCUAUCCCCUUCUUCCGUUCUGUCAUUGCUGGCACUUGCUGCUACAGCGCUGAGCGCUCCUAGUGGACAUGUUGAGAAGCGUGCACCAACCCUCUACCUCGCUGGAGACUCGACUAUGGCGAGGGGCAACGGCGUUCUUACAGGAUGGGGCGUGUAUCUUCCAUUCUCGCUCUCCAUCCCCGUAGUCAACAAGGCCAUUGGCGGCCGCAGUUCGCGCUCCUACACCGUUGAAGGACGCUUCGACGAGAUCAUCAAGCUUGUCAAAGCCAACGACAUCGUCAUCAUCGAGUUCGGCCACAACGACGGCGGCUCGCUCAGCAAGGACAACGGACGUUCCGUCUGCCCUGGUACCGGAGCCGAGAUCUGCAAGUCGACAUACAAUGGCCAAGCAGUCAACGUCCGCACGUACCCGUACUAUCUCACCGAAGCCGGCAAGGCCAUCAUCGCAAAGGGCGCCAAGGUCAUUAUCAGCAGCCAAACGCCCAACAACCCGUGGGAGAGCGGCAGCUUCGUCUACGGCGGAGGUCGCUUCGUUACGUAUGCGAAGGAUGUGGCCAAGGCACUUGGUGCUAACGCCUUUUACGUUGACCACGGUGCUUACACCGCAGCCAUCUUCAAGUCUCUCGGCAAGGCGAAGACCGAUGCGCUUUUCAUCUCGGGCGACCAUACGCAUACUAACGCAGCUGGAGCCGACGUUGUCGCCAAGGCGUACGUAAAGGGUCUGCAGUGUGCUGGAGGCAGCUUCUUGAAGGGCUCUGUCAAGAACGCCACGGCAACUAUUCCGGGAGCUUGCAUUUAAGCUUGCAAACCUCAAGAGAGAUCUCACACUGGUUGGCCUACUGUUAAUGCCGCAGUGAGCUGGGAUCAGGAAUAGGCGG
Cucurbitaria berberidis CBS 394.84 is the source of this 1315-nucleotide messenger RNA. Its product is annotated as carbohydrate esterase family 12 protein. Gene Ontology annotation, molecular function: hydrolase activity, acting on ester bonds. The transcript is spliced from 2 exons. The record is from RefSeq and is a predicted model, not a curated record. NCBI's taxonomy places the organism in Eukaryota, Fungi, Ascomycota, Dothideomycetes, Pleosporales, Cucurbitariaceae. Bases 436 to 1236 code for a protein of 266 amino acids.